AUGCCUUCAAGACCAUUCCCUCCUGCAAGUCCCAGUCUUUUCACCAAAACUAAAGUUCUCUUCCUAGCACUCACCAUUUCAGCUUCUGUUGUGAUUUUCUGCUCAAUCCUUUACUUCCUCUACCAUCUCUGGCAUUCUCUUGUUCACAGAGCUAAGACUAUCCCCUUUGAUGCAAGUGCUCCCUUGAAGCUCCAAAGAUUUUCGUACAAAGAUUUAAAGCAAGCCACCAGUGGCUUUGACACUGCCAAUGUCAUUGGUAAAGGUGGCUCUGGCACUGUCUUCAGGGGAAUACUCAAAGAUGGUAAAUUGAUUGCCAUCAAGCGCUUGGACGCGUUGUCUUUGCAGGCAGAGCGAGAGUUUCAAAAUGAGCUUCAGAUUCUGGGAGGGUUAAGGUCACCAUUCCUGGUCACCCUUUUGGGUUACUGUGUGGAAAAGAACAAAAGAUUGUUGGUGUAUGAGUAUAUGCCCAACAGAAGCUUACAGGAGUCCCUCUUUGGAGAAGGGUGUUUGAGUUUGAGUUGGGAGAUGAGGUUUUGGGUUAUAUUGGAUGUUGCUAGAGCAUUGGAGUUCUUGCACCUUGGAUGUGAUCCACCAGUGAUCCAUGGUGAUAUCAAGCCAAGCAAUGUUCUGCUUGAUGCAGAGUGCCGUGGGAAGAUCUCAGAUUUUGGAUUGUCAAGGAUUAAGGUGGAGGGUGAAUUUGGUGUAGACUUGUUUAGCCAGGAUCUUGGCAAGAGCCAGGAGCUAUGGAAAAGCCAAGAUCUUUCAGGUAAUUUAACUGCUGAAACCCCGGCUAUUGGUACUCCAGUUGAGAGUGUUAAUGAGGUAGAUUUUGCUCUAGCUUUGCAAGCCUCUUCUUCAUCCAAAAAUAGUAGGACAUGCUUUAAUGUUAAAUCUUUAAACUUGAAUUCUUUGAAUUAUAAUGCCAAUAUUGUCAGUGAAAGUGAAAGUAGGAGUACAAAUGCAAAGGGUAAGGAAAUUUCAACUUUGGAUAUAGGAGGGGAUGAUUGGAAUACUAAAUUUGUUCCUUAUGAUGAUGAGUUUUCUAGCAUUGAUUAUAGUAAGGAGUUGACUGCCAAUGCUUCUUCUUUGGUGGAUGAUGAGAAGGCAAAUGGGAAACAAUGGGGAAAGGACUGGUGGUGGAGACAGGAUGGAAGUGGUGAAUUAUGUAGUAAAGACUAUGUCAUGGAGUGGAUAGGGAGUCAGAUUUGUCCAUCAAACCCUGAUUGGGAUGAUGGUAAGAACAAUAUCCAAGAGAAAGUAGAAAUGGAAAAUUCAAGUCCAAUAGAUAAAGACAAUGAUGCAAUUGCACCCCAAUCCCAGGUGUUCCGGAUAGGACAAACAGAUAACGUGGUUGAGGAAAAAGAAUCAAGGGGAAAGAAAAAUCACAAGAAUAAGCACAGGAAGAUGCAAGAGUGGUGGAAAGAAGAGCAUCUUGCAGAAUUAAGCAAGAAGACCACUAAGCUGAAAAAUCUUCAUGCUAAGUGGAAGAAAGGCUUGAAAGUGCCCCAUUUUGAUUUGGGUAGAAGGUUUUAUCUUUGCAGACGUAAGAAGUUUGGAGAGGAGGAUCAGAAUGAGUGCGAUCAAAAUGGGGAGUUUAGCUUCAGAAGAGGCUGGAAGAAGAAAAGUACUCGUUCCAUUGGAAGUGACAUGUGGAGUGGAGAUCUUUUCAGCCGCGAGCUUAGCAGCACAACUAGCAUGAGAGGGACACUGUGUUAUGUGGCACCAGAAUAUGGAGGGUGUGGGUUCUUAAUGGAGAAGGCUGACAUUUAUAGUUUUGGUGUUUUGAUUCUUGUAAUUGUGUCAGGUAGAAGACCAUUACAUGUUCUUGCAUCUCCCAUGAAGCUAGAGAAAGCUAACUUAAUAAGCUGGUGUAGACACUUGGCUCAUGCUGGUGACAUUUUAGAACUAGUGGAUGAGAGAAUGAAAGAAGAUUACAACAAGGACCAAGCAAGCUUGUGUAUCAACUUGGCCCUCAUUUGCUUACAGAAAAUUCCGGAGUUACGGCCAGAUAUUGGGGAUAUUGUCAAGAUUUUGAAGGGUGAGAUGGACCUUCCACCUCUUCCAUUUGAGUUCUCCCCUUCUCCACCUUCCAGAUUAUACAGCAGAUCAAGAAGGAAACCAAAGGGCACUGCAGAAUAA
Messenger RNA from Abrus precatorius (Indian licorice), 2139 nucleotides. Its product is annotated as putative receptor-like protein kinase At1g80870. The transcript has a single exon. Gene Ontology annotation, molecular function: protein kinase activity; ATP binding. Gene Ontology annotation, biological process: protein phosphorylation. NCBI's taxonomy places the organism in Eukaryota, Viridiplantae, Streptophyta, Magnoliopsida, Fabales, Fabaceae. The record is from RefSeq and is a predicted model, not a curated record. The coding region runs from base 1 to 2139 and encodes 712 amino acids.